Cryptosporidium ubiquitum is the source of this 1410-nucleotide messenger RNA. RefSeq lists its product as uncharacterized. Gene Ontology annotation, biological process: magnesium ion transport. Gene Ontology annotation, molecular function: magnesium ion transmembrane transporter activity. The record is from RefSeq and is a predicted model, not a curated record. NCBI's taxonomy places the organism in Eukaryota, Apicomplexa, Conoidasida, Eucoccidiorida, Cryptosporidiidae. The transcript is spliced from 3 exons. Bases 1 to 1410 code for a protein of 469 amino acids.
AUGAGUAUAAAUAAAAAUGUAUUGUUCCCAUGUAUGAAAAAGGCAGAAUGCAAUAUCUUUUGUUCAAAUGGAGAUUUGAAAGAAAACUAUAAUCCAUAUGGUUGCAUAGACAUUAUGGAUAAAAUAUCAAUUUUUCAUAUUCCUAAUCCGCAAAACAACCAAAAACCCAAGAAAAUAUUUGUUACUAGGAAAGAAUGUUGUAAAUUACUUGAUAUUUCUAUAGAUGAGUAUUUAUUUAUUAACCAGAAUUUGUGUGGAUUGAAACCAAUAAUUAAAUGCAGCGGAAAGAUCAUUAUUAAAAUGUCUGUCACAAGUGUGAUUAUUGCAUGUAGAGAUGUGUGGAUUUUGAAUCCUGAACAUAUUAAGACAAUAGAGAUUAUUGAAAGGUUGUUAGAGUGUACAGGGUAUAAUAUUUCAGUUGAUAAUAAUACCCCCAGUACUAAAGUUUCAUUUGCAGAUGGCAUCAGCAAAGAAUUCAUUUCUCCUUUAGUAGAAAAUUGCAAUUAUAACUCUACUUUGGAAUGCGUUCGCGUUAAUAAUUUUGAUGAAACAGAUCAUACACUCUCUAAUUCAGCAUUAAGUACAUAUACAGAUGUAAAUACUCUAGAUAACUCUCAGGAUGAUAAAAGACAGGGGUCAAUUGAAUGUUCCAUUUCGAACACCCCACAAGAAAAAAAUAUUGAUAUUUACAAUUAUAGGUUUAUUCCGUCAAUCAACAAAGACUAUUAUUCCCAUUCCUUCGCUGCUAUAUGCAUUGAACUCAUAUUAGAAAUAUUAAAUAAAGAAUUGAUUGAUAAUAUUAAUUAUACAAAAAAUGAAGUAUUAAAAAGUUCUAAUAUAUUAAUAAAAAGUAGUAAAUGGUAUAAGUAUCCUUGGAGGUUUACAUUUAAUGACUUUACUAAUAAGAAAAUGAUAUCUAAGUCAGUAAGCACAUUAGAAAUUAGCAUUUCUAUAUUAAUAGAUUGCCUAACGGAAAUUUUGGAAGAGAUCAAGCAAAAUAGGAACAAUGACGGAAAUAAAUUGGUUAUUUGCAUCGAAGAGUGGGAAGAUAUUCUACAUUGUUAUAUCCCGGCCAUAUACUUGGCAUCCAAAGAAUUAACCGAAGUUAAAUCCUCAAUAACAUUCAGCGACGAAUUAUCGAAGUUGUACCUAGACUUCCAGAGAAAUGAGUAUAUGUAUACAAACCUAAAGAUCUCUUUACUUACGCUAUCAUGUAGCAUUACCUCAGUAAUUACAGGAAUAUUCGGUAUGAACCUUCUUACCGGAAUUGAACACGACCCUAUAGCUUGGUACAUUGUCACAUUCGUUAUAGUUACCCCAAUAUUAUUAUGGGGAGUAAGUUGCUGGUUCACAGGGGCAAUGUGUAAACGCGAAAUAAAUUACAUAAGCCAAAAUCAAAGUGAGGCAUAA